AUGGAUGACAAAGAAAACAAGUCGUCUUGCAGUGACUGUGGCCCUCCAAAAUCCUUCCCCAAUGCUCAGAUAAAGCAAGAUGUUGGGCCAAGCUCUCCUGUUGGGACCAGGUUGACUUACACUUGCUUGCCAGGUUAUGAACCUACUUCUCAAAUACGACCGGUAACUGAAUGCCUUGAAACUUCACAAUGGUCCGAGGUUUCUGUGUCUUGUCGAGGAAGACGGUGUCCUGUUCCCAAUAUAGAGGAUGGCAGAAUAGUAGAAGACAGCGACCUUCGGCUUGGUGCUCAAAUAACCUUUAUCUGCAAUGAAGGAUACAGACCAAUCGGGCAAAAUGGAGCUCGGUGUGUGUUGAGAGGCGGUGCUGUUGUUUGGGAUCGUGAUCCACCUCAUUGCCAACGUAUUCCUUGCUACCCCCCUCCUACAAUUGCCCAUGGGACCCAUGAUGGGCAGGAAGACUAUGCAUAUAGCUCAGUGGUAACAUACAGAUGUGCCAAACCAUUCUCUCUGAUUGGAAGCAAGACUCUUGUGUGUGUAUCUGACCGAGACCUGAAUGGAAAGUGGAGUAAACCUGCACCUGAAUGUAAAGAGGUGAAUUGUCGUACACCUGAAGUCUCAAAUGGAGUAAUGCAAACUUCAUAUCAGCCUUCAUACACAUAUCAGGACAAAAUAGCAUUUGGCUGUGUUCAAGGAUACAGACUAAAGGGGAACACAGGCUUAAUUACAUGUGGAGCUGAUAGUACAUGGCAACCUCGCCUUCCAGAAUGUAUCCCGGGUACUCCUCCAACUACUUCUACAGGAGAUGUAGAAGGUGGCACUUCAACAGGAUCCAACGUAUCUGUUCCAGUUGUCGUUGGUAGCUAUGCCGGGCAGCCAAAGAAAUUCAGGGGCGCGUGGUGUUUCAUGGAGGGAGCGCGAGACGCUCGAUCUGUUGAAUCGCAGGACCUUUUUGGGGACACGCUCGCAACCAUUAAUGCAGAAGAUAUUCGUGCCUCCUCUCCAGUAAGCCAUGACUCCUCGCAGGUGGCUUCCCGUGCAUCCCCCCCCUCCGGAGACAGCCAGCCUCAGGACCCAGACGAAACUACUGUUUCCUUGGAAAGGGGAGCAAGUGAUCCCACACAAGGUAGCUGUGGCCCCCCAACUCGAUUAUACUUUGCUGAGCUAAUGGAUGAGUAUAAAGAUAAGACUUCCUUUCCUGUUGGGUCGAUUGUGAAAUACAAGUGUCGACCAGGCUAUUUUAGUUUUAAGACAUCUCUUAAAUCUCUUAAAUGCCUUGAAAGCUUAGAGUGGUCACAAGCUCCGAAAUUCUGUAAAGAAAAAUCAUGUGGAAAUCCAGGAGAACCAGCUAAUGGCAGGUUGAUCGUACCAAAAGAUCUUCACUUUGGUUCCACUGUAAAUUUCAUUUGUGAUGAAGGGCACAGGCUAAUUGGACGGUCUUCCAUACGGUGUAUGAUAUUUGCCCAAAAAGUAGAUUGGAGUGGUGAAAUUCCUUUGUGUCAGCGUAUUCCUUGUUACCCACCUCCAGAUAUUCCCCACGGCAAGCACGAUGGGGGAUAUGAUCGGGACUAUCACUACGGGGAUGCUGUAACUUAUACCUGCGACAGAGACUACCCCCUUGUUGGAAAGCGCUUUAUUCACUGCACAACUAAGGAUGGGGUAAAUGGAGUGUGGAGCGGCCAUCCAGCUUGUGGAGCUAUCCAGUGCUCCAUACCUCAAAGGAUCACCAAUGGGAAAUACAACAGUCAGUCAUCAGAAGUUUUCACUGAAGGGGCAUUUGUAGAAUACAGUUGUGAACCUGGGUACAAACUUAUUGGAGAGGCCAGAUUGUAUUGUACAAAGUCUGGGUCUUGGAGCUUCCCAGCACCUUACUGUGAAGUGAUGGGCUGUGUAGGCCUGGAAAUUCAGAAUGGAAGAAUAACAAGUUCUAAAGUUCUCUUCAAACCCGGAGAGAUCAUUACCUUUGAAUGUGACCCUGACUUCGACCUGCUAGGCAACCAGGUGAUUCAGUGCCAGUCUGACAGUACAUGGGAUUCACCUGUACCCACCUGUGUCAACGUUCUUCCAAACCAUAGCCAGAGUACAGAGACAAAAUCAGAUCAUCCAGCUGUACAAAAUAAUCAGGAUUCAUCCUGCUUGUCUGCCCUGGACCAUUACUUCACAGCCCUUACCAGAAGUAUUCAGAGAAUAGAGAUGCUGCUAGGAAUAAACCCUGUUUAUGCAGAGUUCUUGUCUACUCAGAUGCAUGCUAGCAAGGAGAGCAAAGGCCGGAGAGGAUGA
Euleptes europaea (tarantolino) is the source of this 2277-nucleotide messenger RNA. Its product is annotated as complement component receptor 1-like protein. The record is from RefSeq and is a predicted model, not a curated record. Bases 1 to 2277 code for a protein of 758 amino acids. Lineage: Eukaryota; Metazoa; Chordata; Lepidosauria; Squamata; Sphaerodactylidae. Gene Ontology annotation, biological process: negative regulation of complement activation, classical pathway. The transcript has 17 exons.